Messenger RNA from Mercenaria mercenaria, 6694 nucleotides. RefSeq names its product N-acetylgalactosamine-6-sulfatase-like. Gene Ontology annotation, molecular function: arylsulfatase activity; N-acetylgalactosamine-6-sulfatase activity. The coding region runs from base 145 to 1650 and encodes 501 amino acids. Lineage: Eukaryota; Metazoa; Mollusca; Bivalvia; Venerida; Veneridae. The transcript is spliced from 14 exons. The record is from RefSeq and is a predicted model, not a curated record.
CUCGAUAACUGGAGAACACUUUGUCCUUCAAUCAACAAACUUCAUAGGAUGCCCAUGGACAGCAGAAGAUCUCUAUUGUUUUUGGAACCAGUAGAUUAAUGGUCAAGGUCACAGUGACCUCAAGACUGAAAAUGAUAACUUUAGAUGCUUUGGCACAGAGACCUCCAACUUGAUUGGCAGAUGAUCCCUAUUGAUUUUGAGAUGGGCUGGGGAGAUCUGGGUGUGUUUGGUGAACCAAAUAAAGAAACCCCAAACCUUGACAAGAUGGCUGCAGAAGGAAUGGUCUUCCCGGAUUUUUAUUCUGCUAAUCCUCUAUGUUCACCUUCAAGGGCAGCCCUGAUGUCUGGUAGAUUACCAAUAAGGAAUGGAUUUUAUAGUGACAAUGCUCAUGCAAGAAAUGCAUAUACUCCCCAGGACAUCGUUGGUGGAAUUCCAGAUGAUGAAAUUCUCCUGCCAGAGAUCUUGAAGAAAGCAGGUUACAGAAAUAAAAUCAUUGGAAAAUGGCAUUUAGGGCAGCAACCACAAUAUCAUCCAUUGAAGCAUGGUUUUGAUGAAUGGUUUGGCGCUCCAAAUUGUCAUUUUGGUCCAUACAAUAACAAAAAUACCCCAAACAUACCAGUGUACAAGGAUAAGGAAAUGGUUGGCAGAUAUUACCAAGAUUUUUUGAUUGACAGAGCUACAGGAGAGUCCAACUUGACACAGUUAUACAUUCAGGAAGCACUGACUUUCAUAGAGUCACAAGCCUCGAACCAGGAACCAUUCUUCCUGUACUGGGCAGUGGAUGCUACACAUGAACCUUUGUAUGCUUCCAAACAGUUCCUGGGAACCAGCAGGAGAGGAUUGUAUGGAGAUGUGGUGAGGGAACUGGACUAUGGUGUUGGGAAGAUAUUAAACAAGUUAACACAGCUAGAAAUUCAUGAAAACACCUUUGUUUUCUUCUCAUCAGACAAUGGUGCUGCCACAUAUGCGAAAAUACAUGGAGGAAGUAAUGGACCAUUUCUUUGUGGGAAGGAGACAACAUUUGAAGGUGGUAUGAGAGAGCCCUCUAUAGCCUGGUGGCCUACAAGGAUAAACUCUGGACAGGUAUCACAUCAGCUGGGAUCAUUAAUGGAUCUGUAUACAACACUUGCCAGCCUGGCAGGUCAGGAUAUACCUACAGACAGAGUGGUAGAUGGGCUUGAUCUAACCAAAGUCCUCUUUGGAAAUUAUGAGAUUAAUAGACCCCUGUUCUAUUACCGUGGCAAUGAACUGAUGGCAGUGAGGGUAGGACAAUACAAGGCUCAUCUGUGGACAUGGACAAAUUCUGUGAAGGAAUUCAACAGGGGUGUCAAUUUUUGUCCAGGUCAGUCAAUAGAAAAUGUAACAACACAUGAACAGGUGAACAACACAGCUCAACCAUUGUUGUUCCAUAUAGGGCGAGAUCCUGGUGAAAAAUACAUCAUAAAAUCCAAUACACCAGAGUACAAAGCAAACAUAGAAGCUAUAAAUCAGGCAGUGAAACAGCACAAGGAGAAGCUAGUCCCUGGUAAACCUCAACUGGACUGGUGUGAUAACGCAGUAAUGAACUGGUCUCCACCAGGCUGUGAGAAACUGGGACAGUGUUACAAGGGACCACCAUCGAACCCAAAGAAAUGUGUUUGGCCUCAUUAACAUACCUGUGCAACUGCACUAAAGAAAAAAAAAACCUUUCUCCAAAAAAAUGGUCUUGUUUAAUUUCUGUGAAAGUCUUUCUUUAACUGAUACCCUCCGAUAGAGAUAUUUCCAAACUUAUUUUUAGAAUUGAAAAUUUACAUGUUUAUAUGAGUACUCAGUCUUUAUUAAGACUCAUUUUUGUAAUAAUGAAAAGAUGAAGUCAGAAAUACAGUAAUUCAAAAAUUAUAGUUCUGGGUUUGAGAGAAAACCAUUUGUCAAGUCAUUUUUAGCUCGACUAUUCGAAGAAUAGUCUAGCUAUUCUACUCACCUUGGCGUCGGCGUCGGCGUCACACCUUGGUUAAGUUUUUGCAUGCAAGUACAUACAGCCAUCAAUUAAAGGCAUAUAGCUUUGAAACUUAUUUUUUCUUUUUCUAGGUCAAUUACCAACCUCUCUGGGUCAAGUCCCAUAACUCUGACAUGUAUUUUGAGCAAAUUAUGCCCCCUUUUGGACUUAGAAAAUUUUGGUUAAAGUUUUACAUGCAAGUUACUAUCUCCAAAACUAAUGCAGAUAUUGAUUUGAAACUUCACAUGUGUCUUCGGGGUUAUAAAACUAGUUGAUAGCAGCAAGUCCCAUGACUCUGACCUUCAUUUUGACCAAAUUAUGCCCCCUUUUGGACUUAGAAAAUUCUGGUUAAAGUUUUGCGUGCAAGUACAUACAGCAAUUACUAAAAGGCAUAUAGAUUUGAAACUUAUUUUUUCUUUUUCUAGAUCAAUUACCAACCUCACUGGGUCAAGUCCCAUAACUCUGGCAUGUAUUUUGGGCAAAUUAUGCCCCCUUUUGAACUUUGAAAAUUCUGGUUUAAGACUUUUACAUGCGAGUUUCUAUCUCAAAAACUAAUGCAGAUAUUGAAUUGAAACUUCACAUGUGCCUUCGGGGUUAUAAAACUAGUUGAUAGCAGCAAGUCCCAUAACUGAUACGCAUUUUGGUCAAAUAAUGUCCCCUUUUGCACUUAAAACUCUUUUGAUAUUUAACCUUUUUUGGGUAAUAUUUUCCUGCUUCUGGGACAAUAUUUCGAAUAGUCGAGCUUGGCUGUCUUACGGACAGAGCUCUUGUUAUAUCAUUGCAAUAAACUUUCAAAUUGCUUUAGUUUCCAAAACAUCAUCCUAUAUUUUUAUAAGAAUGCUAGUUUCAAAUCUUUCAUUACAUUUUCUUUCAAUGAUGAUAGACUGUUUUAGUGUUUUCUCAAAUUCUACAUGAUUGUAAGAGUCACUGUUAAAUGCACAUCCAGAGUGAUGAAUCUCAGUGAAUAAUGUGUUAUCAUUUAAAUUCUUGGGCACAAAAUUUUGUGGUUUUAGGCAAAACAGCUAUUUCACGGUGGUAUGCAUUCACAGAUUUCAACUUCUGAACACACAAUAAAUCGGAAUUUAACUUAUUUGUUUGGUUCAAAUUUCAUGGAUUGAAUCAACAUGAAAUCAAGGAUAUUAAGUCUCCAGUGAAUAUUAUAUAAUGAUUUCACAGUAGAACAGUCAUAGAACAUUCCUGAUAACAUUUUGAAAUUAACCACUAGUUGCUUAGCAGUCUAUUGAGUGACCUUGUGACCAGGUUUCACCAAAUUUCAUGAAUUCAUAAUAUGUUUAUAGAUUUAAAUGCAAUCUCUUCAACUGGUUAUUUGGACAAUCUGUAUAUUAAUGCUAUAUGUGUAUGUUUGUCACUUGUUAUUAUUGGCACUGUCAUUUAUUGUAGAAUUAUGUUUUGGCUACCAUGUUUUUAUUCUUAACAUUUUCAUGUUAUUUGCAGCAAAUGAUGUAGGUUAUCAUUUCAUAUUUUUGGCAUUAUCAUGUUGUAGUGUUAUAGUUGGUCUCUAAUCAUUUAAUAUCAACAUUGUCAUGUUAUUGCAGUAAUAUAGUGGUGGUUGCCAAAUUUUGUUAUUGCAUUAUAAUAUAAUAUCGGCAUAAUGGUGUCUGUUAUCACAAUCUAUCACUGACAUCAUGUUAUUACAUUGUUGUGGUGUUACCAUUGACAUUGUCAUGUUAUUACAGUAUAAUGUUAGCUAUCACAUUUUAUUACAGAGAGUGUCAUGUUAUUUCAGUGUAAUGGUGUUGGUUGUCACAUGUUAUAAGUGACAUUUAUUUUUAUAUAUUUUUUUUUGAACCAAAUAUUUAUCUAAACAUUCCAGUCACGAUUCAACCAGACUCUUUUUGGUAAGCACCCAUUUUAACAGUUACUGGUACUGUCCAAAUUGAAAGAUGGGUAAGUUCAGUAUAGAAGUUUAGAAGGGUUAAUCUAGUCAGAAAGAUUUACUAACUUUUCAUCAAACUCUUCUUCGUGACAGCUGAAAAACCUUGUUAGUAAAAGUUGCCAAUGCUGGUUUGACUGUAAAUUCUUUUGGAGCCAAUUAAUCAAGGUUUUGAAAAUUUGUUUAAAAGGACAUGCCUCAGUUGUACAACACAAUUUAUCAAAAUUUUAAAACACUUGUUUAUUAAUUACAGAAAAUCAUAAUUAGUGUUGAUAUUCAGUGAAUAAAGAUUCUAACACGACCUAGCCAAGUUCGAUAACCAGCCAAAUUGCCCCUGGCACUCUUGGAUUAUGACCUUUGAAUUACUCGAAAUCUGCGAAUUUAGCCUUGUCCACUCUCUAAGUCAAACAGUUUUCAUCCGAUCUUCACAAAACUUGCUGAUAAUGUUUGUGGGCAAAAGAUCUUGGCCAAGCUCGAUAAUCAGCCAAAUCGCCCCAGGCAGUCUUGGAUUAUGGCCCUUGAAUUAGGCCAAAUUCGAUGAUGGGCGUAUUUUGGGAAGUCUGCCACUCUUACUGUUUUAUAGUUUUAUUUACAGUUGCAAAACAAAUGAAAGUACCAUAUAGAUUGGGAAAUAUUUUUCAUACACAGUGAGGCAUGCCCCUUUAAAGUAGUUCUAUACAUUCAGAUAAAAAGUUCUCUAAUAUGUAGAUUUUUAUUAAAUCAUGACUUUUCAAAACUUUAGAAUGUACUAGAAAAAGAUAGGGUCCUGUGUUCGAAAGAUGUUUGCCAAUGAUUAAAGAGAUCUUUGCAUUUCGAGCAGAUUUAAAGAAAUAUUUUGGAAUUAUUUAACGUGUCAGAUGUUUUAAAAUCAUAUUUCAACUUUAGAAAGGUAGUAACAUUGCCAUUGUAAUAAUUUACUCACUUGUUGCCAUUAACCGAUAAAGUGAUUUUCAUUACCUUACUUUACCGAUUUCUGGACAGAUGAUAUUAUGCCAUCACAUCCAGUUUAUCAAACAUGCAGAGUUUUAGAUUAUAUGAUAAAAAGCAUUCGUGUUACUCAUUUUGCCGUAGAGAUUGAAAUUAAUUUUUAUUUUGUGCAAUAUUGUUAUGACUGAUAGGGGGCUUGAGAAAUGUUGCUGAUUUUAUUUCUUCUCAUGAGCAGGCAUUAAACCAAGUGUGCUAUUAUUAUGUCUCCCACCACACAUUGGUGUGGGAUACAUAUUGAUUUACUCCAGUCUGUCUGUCUGUCUGUCUGUCACAAAGCUUGUCCGCACUGUAAGACGAACAUUUCUCAUCUGAUCUUCACCAAACUUGAACAAAAUGUGUUUGACCAUAAGACCUCGGCCAAGUUUGAUAACUAGACAAAUCCGCUCUGGCACUUUUGAAUUAUGGUCCUUGAAUUACUGAUUGGGUCCAUUCAUCACAGCCAUCGAGAGAAACUAGACAUUUUCAAAGUUGCAGUUGUGGGAGACAUGCGCUUUUCUCAGAAGCAUCUCUAGUUUUGCUUGGUUUUAUUUUGUGUUUCCAAGUGAUCUUCUUAAAAUUUGCAUUUGUCACCUUUUGGUUGAAAACUAGUUUCGGGGACUAAAGGAUUACACUUUUCCACUUGUCGAUCAUUUUGUCCUUCUGUCCAUAUUUUUAGUGUCCUGUCCAUAAGCCUGUCCUACAUCAAAGGAUUUUAGGAUUUUAAGAUAGUUAGGCACAAGUGCUCUGCAUAUGAGACAAUGACCCUGAUCCCAAGCCCAAAUGUCAAUGUCCCUGUAAGAGGUCAACAGUGCUUUUUUCCUGCCUGGUUUGUAACUUUAUGAUCUGUCAAGGGAUUUCGGUAUGUAACUUGUCUCAGAUGUUCCUAAUAGUAAGAAGAUAUGUCAUGGACAACUUUCAGACCUCUAGAUUGAAGAUCAAGGUCACAUUUGGAGUUCAAAGGUCAAUAUGGUGUUAACAAUGUUUGUUUUGUAUUCGGUCCAGAACACAAUUAUUCCUCCUUAUGAAACAAUGUGUCUUGUGCAACACCUAGACCCCUAGGUCAAGGUUUAUACUCAGAGAUGUAAGUAUGGUUUUAUUCCUGUCCAUGGCAUAACUCUGUCAUCUAUUGGAGGAUUUUAAGCUUACUUAGUGCAAAUCUUUCCCAUAAGGAGACGCUUUGUCUUGCACAACACCAAUAUCUUAAGCUGUAAGGUCAAGGUCAAAAUUGGAGCCAAUUUCAACAACUCUCAUUUUUUACAUUUGCAAAUUUUGAGAAAAACAUUAUGCGUUAUAACAUAUUUUAUAUAUACAUGUAGCUAAUUGACAGAUAUUAUGUCAUUAGGUUUCACUGCGGUUGAGUUAAUUAGUCGCUGUUCAGGAGGGGACUUUGUAUUGCAUGACACUACUUUGUUCACUUGCUCCCUUUUGGAUUUCCAUUGUCAUAGGAGAAAUGGGAAAGCAACAGGUUAAAUGUUCUGAAAAAUUUUGGACAACAAAAAGGAAAACUUUCUUCACAUUAAAAAUAGACAUCGCAUUAGUUCCUUUUCAGUCAGUGUUUUCUCAGGUAGCAUUUUUCCCCUUUAUCUACUUUUAUUUCUGAGAAAAAUCAAUUUUUGAGUCAAACUUUGAGGGGAUGGGGUUAGUUUGGGGCAAAGCAUAUGCUGAUCUCGCCACUCUCACAGUUGGAGGGUGUUCCCCCUUCUAUGCCUGUGAUUUCUGUAACUGUUUUGUAUUUAUUUUACCAUUUUUUUGCAUUUCUCAUGUAUACUAUGCAAUCUCUUUUUCUCAAAUAUAUUUAUAUACUUGUGCUUGUAAAGAAAUGAAAGCUUAUUUAGAUCUAUAAAUAAAAUCUUAUGCAA